CUUCUUUCCUUCCUCCGAUCUGACUCCUUCGACCAUCUCAAUACAUUUUUCUCUCAGGUCGUCUUCGCUGUGUUCCCCUCCGACAAUGACGCUGCUCCUUCACGUCACCUGUCCUUUGUCAAUGGAAUGUGGGUUGAUAAAUCCCUUUCCAUUUACCAUUCUUACAAACAACUUGUGGCCACUCAUUACAAGGCCACUCUAGCUUCAGUUGAUUUUCUGACCAAGGCAAUAUCAAUUUGCCACGAACAUCCUAAUUUUUUGUAGUUGAACAACAAAUGCUUGUUUAUAAAAUAAUUAUUAAUUUUGAUUUUGAUGUGGUUUUAAAGGCUGAUCAGGCAUGCCAUGAAGUGAAUUCAUGGGUUGAACAGGAAACUAAUGGCCUUAUUACCGAGUUGCUUCAUCCCAGUGCAGUAAGCAAGUUCACUAGACUUAUAUUUGCAAAUGCACUGCACUUCAAGGGUGAGUGGAAACACAAGUUUGAUGCUUCAUUCACAUACCCUUGUGAUUUUCAUCUCCUUGAUGGCACAUCAGUUAAGGUUCCCUGCAUGACAACGUGCUAUAGUCAGUAUUAUAUUAGGGCUUUUGAUGAUUUCAAAAUCCUUGGUCUUCCAUAUAAACAAGGUACAAAUAAAAAAUGUCAGUUUUCCAUGUACAUUUUACUUCCAGACGCCAAAGAUGGACAUUCAGCUUUAAUAGAAAAGAUGGCUUCAGAGUCUGGUUUCUUUGAAGGCAAGCUACCUCGGCGAAAAAUGGAAGUCCGGUACUUUAUGAUUCCAAAAUUCGAUAUUUCUUUUUCAUUUGAAGCUUCUGAAGUGCUGAAGGAGAGCGGAGUUGUUUCACCUUUCUCUCAACCAGAUGCAGAUUUUACAAAAGUGGUGAAGGUGAAUUCUCCUUUGGAUGAAUUAUAUGUGGAAAGCUUAUUUCAAAAAGCUUUCAUUAAGGUACAUGAAAAAGGAACUGAAGCUGCAGCGGCCACAAUUAUGAAUUUGAGAGGAGGAGGUGAUCCACCACCGGGUUUAGAUUUUGUAGCUAACCACCCAUUUCUCUUCUUGAUUAGAGAAAAAUUCACAGGAACAAUUCUCUUUGUUGGGCAGGUGCUCUGCCCUCUUCAAGGAGCAGAUUGAGUACCCUUGCAGAAAAUGUUUAGGAGGAUUGGGAAUAGAAUUCCUUGUUCGCCCUUUAUGCAAUGCAGGGGAGUAGUAGACUAGGCUGUCUAGUAUUUUGAACCAGUGGAGAAUAGAGAAGAGGAAGAUGAAGGGUAAUGAUGAUGGUAAGCAUGGGGCUACAUCAAAGAGGAAGUUUUUUUUGGUCAGCACACCAAAGAGGAAGUGGUCAAGCAAAGAUGAUGAAAGACUCUGUAUACGAUAUAGAGAUGGGUUUUUAAUUAAGUGAUGUUGUCAAUAUUUAUGGGUUAAAACCUGUGAUAGAACUACUAUCUUAUGCAUUGUUAGUAUUUCUGAUGCCUUUUAAGUGUUGCUAGUUUUUUUUUUCCUUGUUUUAAUAUUUGGAUUUUUAUUACAAUCUGGCUUAUUUAUUUUAAUUUCAUGUUAAUUGGGUCAAUUGUUUUCUCGGUUAGACACAAAAUGCUAACAUGAUGAAUCUUAAGAGAAUUAUCUGAUGUGAUGCUGCUGAUCCCUUUGCAGAGUGCAUUUGAAAUUCCAGAUGCUAACACCUGUAAAAAUUGAAAUAAAUAAAUAGAAAGGAAGUUUACAGAAACACCCUCUAAUAAACCUUUCUCACCGGUGAAGAAGAUUGAAAGGCAAUCGAAGAACUACACCUGGAAAAUAUCUGAAAACUCCAUAUCUCCCUUACCCCUUACUGCUUAUCUUAAAAAUUCAGAUCUCCAUCCCCGCACGACUCUGCCAACAUAACACCCAUCUUAACAAACCCAUCAUGAUUCCUCUCAUAAUACCCUCAAUCC
Messenger RNA from Lotus japonicus, 1921 nucleotides. RefSeq names its product serpin-ZX-like. NCBI's taxonomy places the organism in Eukaryota, Viridiplantae, Streptophyta, Magnoliopsida, Fabales, Fabaceae. Gene Ontology annotation, molecular function: serine-type endopeptidase inhibitor activity. The transcript has 2 exons. Bases 276 to 1124 code for a protein of 282 amino acids. The record is from RefSeq and is a predicted model, not a curated record.